CGACGGGUAUAUAUUACGUUGGAAUCGAAUCUUUAUGCAGAAUGACGUAUCGACACGAUCCAGUCAAGGUCUAGAUUGAAAGCGUGUUUCUCGCAGUUUGUGCAGUUCUUUCGUUGGAAACAGUUUCGUUUGAAAUGUUACGGUCGAUUGUAUAUAUAUACGUUCUACUAUUUUCUGUGACAAAGAUAAUAUUUGCCCAAUCUUCGUGUUCUUGUAAUCAAACAGAUUUAAAUUUCGCGACUGGUAUCAACCUGCUCUAUUAUAAAUGUAAUAGUGAAAUUCCUGCAACAAUCGCCUAUCCCAUCACAGUGCCACAGAUGUUACUCAAUGUGUUGGAUGAUGACAAACGGAUAAUUUUUUACAUUUUUGGAUAUUUACAAUAUCCGGAGGAUUUAAAUGUUCAGCUAAUGAUGGAAGCACUUUGUUAUGGAAGAACGGAUAAUGUUGUGCUACUUGAUUGGAGUAAAUAUUCUAAAGGCUCUUACUCGGUCGCUUUUAGAAAUGCUGAAAAAAUAGGAAAUUUAUUUGCACAAAGUAUACAACUGCUUGUGGAUAGUGGCCUAGAUGUAUCGAGAAUUUAUAUUGUCGCGCAUUCGUUGGGUGCUCACAUAGCUGGCUUUGUCGGUAAAUGCAAUGUCUUCAAGAUACCUCGCAUUACAGCAUUGGAUCCUGCGAAUCCUCUUUUUUAUCUUCCCGGAUGUUAUCUUACACGUAACGACGCGGAAUGGGUCGAUGUUAUCCACACGGACAAGGGUGGAUAUGGCACCCCAACAUCUAUGGGUACAGCAGACUAUUAUGUGAACGGUGGAACUCGUCCUCAACCUGGUUGCCACUUUAUUGGUCUACCAUUAAGUGAUAUCGAUCUCUGUAGUCAUCAAAAAUCAGUCGUGCUAUAUGCAAAAUUGAAACGUCAUUCUACCAAAUUUAUUGCGAAGGAGUGUUCUUCCUAUUUUAGUCAUAUAUUCAAUAGUUGCAAUAAGACUCGGAAUAUUGAGGUUGGAUAUACAGCAAAAAAUAUACGCGGAUCAUUUAUUUUUGAUGUAGAUACUAUAUAGAACGAUUAUGUGUAUUGUA
Messenger RNA from Trachymyrmex septentrionalis, 1074 nucleotides. Its product is annotated as lipase member H-B. The coding region runs from base 135 to 1055 and encodes 306 amino acids. The transcript is spliced from 7 exons. The record is from RefSeq and is a predicted model, not a curated record. Gene Ontology annotation, molecular function: lipase activity. NCBI's taxonomy places the organism in Eukaryota, Metazoa, Arthropoda, Insecta, Hymenoptera, Formicidae.